UGACGUCCUGUCAGGCGGUGCUGGUUUCCGUCUUUUCUGCAUCUGUGCCUCGUGGAAGGAGGACAUAUCUGUGUCUGAAGAUGUCUCAUCGUAAAUUCUCAGCGCCUCGCCAUGGUUCCAUGGCGUUCUACCCGAAGAAGCGUGCUUCUCGUCACCAGGGUAGAAUAAAGGCGUUCCCCAAGGAUGACCCGACCAAGCCGGUCCAUCUGACGGCGUUCCUGGCCUACAAGGCCGGUAUGACGCACGUCGUGCGUGAAGCCGAUCGUCCGGGUUCAAAGAUCAACAAGAAGGAGGUGCUGGAGGCCGUCACUAUCCUGGAGACGCCUCCGAUCGUGGUCGUCGGUGCCGUCGGCUACAUCGAAACUCCGUUCGGACCGCGUGCUCUGUGCAACGUCUGGGCCCAGCAUUUAUCCGAGGAGUGCCGUCGUCGUUUCUACAAGAACUGGCACUCGGCCAAGAAGAAGGCUUUCACCAAGGCCUCGAAGAAGUGGACCGACGAUCUGGGCAAGAAGUCGAUCGAGGAUACGUUCAAGAAGAUGAUCCGCUACUGCAAGUUCAUCCGUGUCAUCGCUCACUCGCAGAUCCGUAUGGUGAAGCAGGGCCAGAAGAAGGCACACAUCAUCGAGAUCCAGCUGAACGGUGGCUCGGUUGAGGAUAAGGUUAACUGGGUGAAGGAGCACCUGGAGAAGCCGAUUCCGGUGUCGCAGGUGUUCUCGCAGGACGAGAUGAUCGAUUGCGUAGCCGUCACCAAGGGUAAGGGCUUCAAGGGUGUGACCAGCCGUUGGCACACGAAGAAGCUGCCGCGCAAGACACACAAGGGUCUGCGUAAGGUCGCUUGUAUCGGUGCGUGGCAUCCGUCCCGUGUCGCCUUCACCGUUGCCCGUGCUGGUCAGAAGGGUUACCAUCACCGUACCGAGCUGAACAAGAAGAUCUACCGCAUUGGAGCCGGAAUUCACUCCAAGGAUGGCAAGAUUGUCAAGAACAGCGGUAGCACCGAGUAUGAUAACACCGAGAAGACCGUCACGCCGAUGGGUGGCUUCCCGUUCUACGGCGAGAUCAACCAGGACUUCCUGAUGCUGAAGGGUUGCUGCAUCGGUGCCAAGCGCCGUGUCAUCACGCUGCGCAAGUCGCUGCUGGUUCACACCAAGCGGUCGGCGCUCGAGCAGAUCAAGCUCAAGUUCAUCGAUACCUCGUCGAAGAUCGGCCAUGGUCGCUUCCAGACGCCGGCUGACAAGCGCGCCUACUACGGUGUGCUCAAGAAGGAUCGCAUCCGCGAGGAGAAGGCUCAGGCCGCCGCUGCCGCUGCUGCUGCUGCCGCCGCCAAGCCAUCGGCUUAAAAAGGGAGAAAUGCGCGAGCAUAAGGAGGAGGAGGAGGAUGUGGAAAAUGGAAGGAAGUUUGUGUGCUGCUUUUUCUAUGAGGAGUAGUAGCGAUUCCUCCUAUUUGGAUCAUCGGAUGAUACGGUGAAGAAGAAAAUCGUUCAAAUAUAUAUGCUCUACAGAGUGUUGAAAAUGAACUCUAAUAA
Molecule: messenger RNA, 1523 nt
Organism: Anopheles aquasalis
Lineage: Eukaryota; Metazoa; Arthropoda; Insecta; Diptera; Culicidae
Gene: RpL3
Product: ribosomal protein L3
Biological process (GO): translation
Cellular component (GO): ribosome; cytosolic large ribosomal subunit
Molecular function (GO): RNA binding; structural constituent of ribosome
Source: RefSeq, a predicted model, not a curated record